This is a messenger RNA of Strongylus vulgaris, 264 nucleotides long. The record is from the annotation of a GenBank genome assembly. NCBI's taxonomy places the organism in Eukaryota, Metazoa, Nematoda, Chromadorea, Rhabditida, Strongylidae.
UUGGACAAAGAUUCCGUACCCGCUCGAGUCACUCUUGGGGUGACAACGCUUCUUACAAUGACUACCCAGGCAUCAGGUGUGAAUGCCAAUCUGCCCCCUGUCAGCUAUACUAAAGCAAUUGAUAUAUGGAUUGGUGUAUGUUUAGCGUUCAUUUUUGGAGCAUUGCUAGAGUUUGCGCUCGUAAAUUGGGCAGCUCGGCAGGAUCUUGCUAUGCACGCUAAUAGAGCCCGUCAGCAACAAAGCUUGCAUAUGUUUUUUAGGUAG